AGUUCGACUACUUCCUGGCGUCUCGCGAGUAGCCCGGGCUCUGCUGACGUUGAAGGUUAAAAACUUCAAGUUUCAGUCUUGAGUGUGCAGGUUUUCUGUUUUUAAAGUGAGAUGCAGUCAGCGGGAAAACUCAUGAAGGUUUUCAUAACGAGGCGCAUCCCGCAAGAGGGGCUGAAGAUCCUGUCAGCGGCUGGAGUGUGUGAGGCGUCUCAGUGGGACUCCGAUGAGCCUGUUCCGAGGGCAGAGCUUCUCAAAGGUAUUCAGGGGGCUCACGGUCUUCUGUGCCUGCUGUCGGACAAGAUCGAUGCUGAGGUCCUGGAGGCUGCAGGGCCGAACUUGAAAGUGAUCAGCACGCUGUCUGUGGGAUUCGACCACCUAGCCAUCGAUGAGAUCAAAAAACGUGGUAUUCGUGUUGGAUACACCCCGGAUGUCCUGACUGAUGCCACAGCGGAGCUGACUGUGGCUCUGCUGCUGGCCACCGCUCGCAGAUUACCAGAGGGAGUGGAGGAGGUGAAAAAUGGUGGCUGGAGCUCAUGGAAACCUCUCUGGCUGUGUGGUUACGGUCUUUCUGGCAGCACUGUAGGAGUCAUUGGACUGGGACGCAUAGGCAUGGCCAUAGCUCAGAGACUCAUGCCAUUCGGAGUAAAGAGACUUCUGUACUCUGGGAGAACAGCCAAGCCGCACGCUGCUGAAGUGAAUGGAGAGUUUGUUCCCCUGGACACACUUGUGUCUGAGAGCGACUUCAUUGUUGUUUCCUGCUCCCUGACACCAGAAACCCAGGGCUUGUGCGACAAGAGUUUCUUCAGCAAGAUGAAACCCACCGCAGUCUUCAUCAAUACUAGCAGGGGGGCUGUUGUGAAUCAGGAGCAUCUAUAUGAGGCACUGAGCAGUGGACAGAUAGCCGCAGCUGGACUGGAUGUCACAACACCUGAGCCACUUCCAACAAACCACCAGCUUCUCACGCUAAAGAACUGCGUGGUGUUACCUCACAUUGGCAGUGCCACGUACUCCACGAGAGGCGUCAUGUCGGCGUUGGCAGCGCGAAACCUGCUGGGUGGUCUGCAGGGCACAGACAUGCCCAGUGAACUCACCCUCUAAGAGCUUCAAAGUGAGCCGCUGUGCCUCUUCUGCUAACAGCAGAAAACAAUAAUGAAGUGAUGUGGAUGAAAAGAAUAGUAAGAAUGUAGUUCAGUCACGGUUGGGUACAUGAUCAGUGUUGGCUUCAUAGUUUCACUUUAAUCUGUCAUUUUUGACACUGAUAGCACUUGUUAUAUUCAUUGUGCAUUUUUGAGGAAGGAAAUGAUUGGUGCAUUUUUGUGAAAUAUAUUCAAGUACUUUAAAAAUGGCCUAAAUAACAAACCAUCGGCCCUUGUUAACCCUAAAACUUCUCAAAAUACACUAUUAUUAAAACUCAUCUACCCCAUUUUAAAAUGCAAUAUUUACCAUGAUGAACUUCCUUAUCUGAACUUUCUCUGCUAAUACUUCAUGUCUCCCGUUACUGAAACAGCAUAACACUCCAGUUUUUGUAAUGAAAUCUGAUUUUUCUGAAGAAUAAAAAGCCAACUUUUAUGCGCAAAA
Neolamprologus brichardi is the source of this 1578-nucleotide messenger RNA. RefSeq names its product glyoxylate reductase/hydroxypyruvate reductase a (gene grhpra). The record is from RefSeq and is a predicted model, not a curated record. Gene Ontology annotation, cellular component: cytosol. Lineage: Eukaryota; Metazoa; Chordata; Actinopteri; Cichliformes; Cichlidae. Gene Ontology annotation, molecular function: glyoxylate reductase (NADPH) activity; NAD binding; hydroxypyruvate reductase (NADH) activity.